Molecule: messenger RNA, 2646 nt
Organism: Camelus dromedarius (Arabian camel)
Lineage: Eukaryota; Metazoa; Chordata; Mammalia; Artiodactyla; Camelidae
Gene: GOSR1
Product: golgi SNAP receptor complex member 1
Exons: 9
Coding region: 67-819 (250 amino acids)
Biological process (GO): vesicle fusion; endoplasmic reticulum to Golgi vesicle-mediated transport
Cellular component (GO): Golgi medial cisterna; SNARE complex; cis-Golgi network
Molecular function (GO): SNAP receptor activity
Source: RefSeq, a predicted model, not a curated record
GUGGAGGUGACUCUCUAGCUUGCGUCGCCUCUACUCUCCUAUCCCCACUGACGUUGGACAACAAAGAUGGCGGCAGGAACCAGCAAUUAUUGGGAAGAUCUUAGGAAACAGGCUCGACAGCUGGAAAAUGAACUUGACCUGAAACUAGUUUCCUUCAGUAAACUGUGUACAAGUUACAGUCACAGCAGUGCCCGAGAUGGAAGACGCGACAGGUAUAGCUCUGACACAACACCUCUCUUAAAUGGAUCAAGCCAAGAUAGAAUGUUUGAAACAAUGGCAAUUGAGAUUGAACAGCUUUUGGCAAGGCUUACAGGAGUAAAUGAUAAAAUGGCAGAAUAUACCAACAGUGCAGGUGUCCCCUCCUUGAAUGCGGCACUGAUGCAUACAUUACAGCGACACAGAGACAUACUGCAGGAUUAUACACAUGAAUUCCAUAAGACCAAAGCAAACUUUAUGGCAAUACGGGAAAGGGAGAAUCUCAUGGGAUCAGUACGAAAGGAUAUUGAGUCAUAUAAAAGUGGGUCUGGAGUAAACAACAGAAGAACUGAACUAUUUUUGAAAGAACAUGACCACCUUCGAAACUCAGAUCGUCUAAUAGAAGAGACAAUAAGCAUUGCUAUGGCAACAAAAGAAAAUAUGACUUCACAGAGAGGAAUGUUGAAGUCAAUUCAGAGUAAAAUGAACACUUUGGCCAAUCGUUUUCCUGCUGUGAACAGCCUGAUCCAGCGGAUCAACCUUAGGAAGCGGCGAGACUCCCUCAUCCUGGGAGGAGUUAUUGGUGUCUGUACCAUCCUCUUGCUGCUGUAUGCGUUCCAUUGAUGGGACAUCUCCAGGGACUCUUGACAGCCACCACUUUCACACCCUGAUCCGGAAUAAGGAAAAAUAGGAAGGAGAAGUUGACUGACCUGAUAAUUAGCCUGACCAGCAGGAUUAAUUCAAGACUGAUCGUGCUGGACUCUGUGACAUAGUCAGGUUGAGCUGAAGUCACAGGUUUUCUGUGCUGUCUUUUCUAACACACAUUUCCUUCUGUUUUUAGUUUUUUAAAAAAAUGUUUUCAGUUGCUUUUGUCUCACCAAGAGGUAAGUAAGCCCAUCAGAAGCAGAGUUUCUGUGCUUCAGUGAUAGUGUUGAAGGCUGAUGACAAGGCAGGUCUUACCCUUCAGAAAACCAAGUUUCUCUCUAUCCAGAGACUGCUCUCCUUUCAGCCACCAGAUGGGGUUGUGAAUAAACAUAGUUUUUGUCCUUUUAUGUUACACUCAUCAUGAGAAAUCACAAGUCAUUUCUUAAUAAUCUGUGAUAUAAAUUUCUACUCUUUGUCUCCAACUCUCUUGGUAUUCAAGAAAAAUUACAUUUUUCACAGAAUGUUUGAGAUGCUGACAGGCCAACUUCAACACAGUUGAGGUUGUCUGAAACAGGACAAGCACUGCAAAACUUUUUUUCUUUUUUUUUUUUUUAAUCAUGCACACACUGAGGUUAACUGCGUUGCUGGAAAAACAUCAAGAAUGACAGGCUUUUUUUACAAAGUCAGUCAUUGUUUAGGGGUUUUUGUUUAUUUCUUUCAUUGGAUUAAUAUUUGCUACUACAAGGAAAUGAAAUCUCAGUUCUGCCGUGACAACAAGCCACGUCUAUCAGUGCCCCCAACUAUUGCUCAUCAUGUCAGGAUUAACACGUGAGGAAGACAACUGAGUGAGGAGGCUGCUCGAUUUUCAGUGAGGUCUCUUUAACAAGCCACAUGUAAAAAGACACUGAGUGAGGGGUCACCAUCCAGAUAAUUCCGUUUAUAAAUGUUCCACAACUUAUGAGCAAAAGUUUAAGAACCACCUUCUGAUGUACCAGGAAUUCUGUAUUCAUUCCAAAUCUGUUAAGCUUUACCAAACAUCCAGAGAAUGGUUUUACUGUUGAAGGUGCUUAUGACAGAAUCCGUCUCUGUCUGCACCUGUCUUCUAUUACCAUCCCUGGACAUUGACAAAAUUUUAAACCACCCACCAGAAUUCUUUUCAAGUUUAACCAUUUCUCAGUUUCUGUAUUGUCUGUCUAAACGGCCACAGUUCGGAGACUUCUAACAUCUACACUCCUCAUCAAGCAAGAAAGCUGUUCUUCACCUUUGGAAUUUACUAUGGUAUUUUAGUCUUGGUUUGAGACUCUGCCACAGGGAGUAAAAGGAUAUUAGGAUGUAGUUCUUAACUACAUCACAGUGUAUUGACGGUGACGUUCAGAUGAACUUGAUACACGGCUGGUGGAGUAGACUAACCCCUGUCUAGUACAGAAACUGAGAGAUUUUUCAUUCUGGUGUCAAAAGUUUUAUUAUGUUCUGGGUAUGAAGAGCAUUUGAUAUAUAUUUUUUAAACUAUGGGGUUUUAUUUUUCUAAAUAUGGGUUGGUUGAUCAGUUAGUUGAUUGGGGAUGCCCUUAAAAGAAAGUUUAAGCUUUCCCAGUGUGAACCUUAAAAGAUCAGAGAAGUAAGUUCAUCUAUUAAAUUCUCUGUUGGGAGAACAAACUUCUCUCCCCUGAUACUUUAUUAUCUUUGAUUUUUCAAAGGGUUUUGAUCGGUUAUUGUGCUUCAACUAGAAUUUAUGGGAUUUGGUUGCUAUAUAGUUGGCAUUUAUAAAAUCUGAAGUAUCAUAAAUAAAGUUAUUUAUUUAAUUAUA